Molecule: messenger RNA, 1623 nt
Organism: Striga hermonthica
Lineage: Eukaryota; Viridiplantae; Streptophyta; Magnoliopsida; Lamiales; Orobanchaceae
Source: the annotation of a GenBank genome assembly
AUGCACUUUGGCGGGGCAACGUCAAUCUCUUGGAUUGAACAUCCAAUAUUUGCACAGCGAGCGGCGGACAGUCGGUGGCCGUCUGGUAUAGCGAUUCGAGCCGAAGGGUCGACUGGACGAUGGCCACCUGGGUUGAGCACCAACUAUGCGUGUGGAGCGGUUAGUGAAGGGACGACCAUAGGGAUUUCAGUUGAGGACAAUAGUCGGCUUUUUUGGAUUCAUUGUUCUGCAUAUUUUCGGUUGGACUCCUCCAAUAUAUGCUUGCCGCUCAUCGCCUUCCAGUCUCCACCGCCAUUAACCCAAAACCGCGGGCUUUAUCGCAGGUUUGUUGAAUUGGGGAUUUUGGUUUCUGUGAUGGGAGAUUCCAGUGGAGGGAAGGAGAUUGGGUGUGACUUGGGGGGAGAAGUGUUGAGGAAACUUCACGCUUGUUCGAUGUCCGAAAAAGAGACGGGAGGCGUUGAGUUGAGAACAAAUGAUGUCAAAGCAGGUGAUGAAGAAUGUGAGCGGAGUUUGUUUGGCAAAAUAGUGGGAGACAGGCCUGCAAAUAUUAUGGGUGUCAAGAGGAUGAUGAGUAACAUUUGGAAGUUGCAGCAGGCGAUGGAGGUUAAGGAGAUUAGUUCUAACUAUUUCCAAUUUCUUUUUACAUCCAUGGACGACAAAGCGAAGGUGGUGGCGGGGAAUAACUGGUUAUUUGAAAACCAGUAUCUUAUUUUAACGGAAUGGUUUGAGGGACUGCACAACACUCACCCGUGUUUUGACGAAAUUAACAUAUGGGUUCAAGUGCAAAAUGUGCCUCUGAAUUGGAUGUGUACGGAGGUGGGCAUGAGAAUAGGCCAGAUAUUCAAUAAAGUGAAGAACAUGGUCAUCUGCAAAGUGGGAGGAGAAGUAGGGAGCUUUAUUAAAAUCCUUGUUGGCCUUAAUCUUAAGGAACCUAUUCCCAGGUGCACAGUAGUGAAGUUGGGAGAUACGCGCACAAUGGUGAUUUUUAGAUAUGAGAGAUUAGUGAAUUUGUGCUAUUACUAUGGGAUGAUCGGCCACCUGGAUAGAGGUUGUAAUCGCAGAGCGGAGGACAUUGAGAAAGGCAAGCCAAUAGAAGGUCAAUUUGGAGAGUGGCUUAAGGCAAAGGAGACCUACCAUGGUGGGAGAACCUUUCAGGCCAGCAGUUCAGAAGAUAGAAGUGUCCCUCCUCAGCAAAAUUCAAAUCAAGUAUCUAUUGUGUCUGCUAGUGUUACUCCGGCAUCUAAAGCUUAUUCUACACCAGAUGUUCACAAAGGCAGUCUUGUGGGAGAGAAGGGGGAUGCAAAGAUUGCAGAUUCUCUGUCCAAUAAUCCUAGAGGUCUGGAGAUUAUCCCAUCUUCAGUGGACUCUAUGCUCUUUCUCAACGUUGAUUUGGGGGAAAGGAAGGAAUAUCAUAUGGAUAUGGAACCUCAAGGGCUAAGGAUCUCUCUCAGCCUAGAGCUGCUCAAGGGUAAAGCUAAGGGAGCAGAGAUAACUAAACCUGUUUCUACCUGGAGAAGAAAGGAUAAAAGUGCUGGUAGAUUGUUGAGGUUGUCUGAUAACUUGACAGAAACAUCUCCAAUCUCUGGAAGAGGGAAAGAGGGAGAGGAGGCAGCACCAGAUUAA